Molecule: messenger RNA, 1314 nt
Organism: Vicia villosa (hairy vetch)
Lineage: Eukaryota; Viridiplantae; Streptophyta; Magnoliopsida; Fabales; Fabaceae
Exons: 2
Coding region: 1-1314 (437 amino acids)
Molecular function (GO): catalytic activity
Source: RefSeq, a predicted model, not a curated record
AUGAAUUUAGUAACACUUAAUGUCAGAGGGUGUGGGAAUUCUGUUAAGAGAAGCCGAAUUCGCCAAGUGUUGCUUCGAGGGAAGACGGAGAUGUGCUUUAUCCAGGAAACAAAGCUGGAAAACAUGAAAGAGGAGUUAGUAAGAUCUAUGUGGGGGCAUUCGGAAUUUGAAUGGUCUGCCAAAGGCUCAGAAGGGAGGUCUAGUGGAAUCCUUACCAUAUGGAAGAAGGAUAGCAUAAUACCUGUGUUCUCAUUCAGAGGAGAGUGGAUUGUGGGGGGAGAUUUUAAUGCAGUAAAAAUUGAAGAAGAAAGGAGAGGCAGAACCACAGGAGGGAGGAUGGAUGAAAUGGUAGAAUUUGGUGAUUUCAUAGAACUCAUGAAUUUGGUUGAUGUACCGGAAGUUGGUAGCAUUCACACGUGGAUAAAUCCUGGAGGGACUGCAAGUAGUCGCCUGGACAGAUUUUUGAUAUCAGAUGGAAUUAUCCAAGAUUGGAACAUUGUCGCUCAAGUAACAGGGGAUAGAGAUAUUUCUGAUCACAUGCCUGUGUGGAUUAAGGCUAGCAAUUUAGACUGGGGCCCCAAACCAUUCAAAGUUUUCAACUCGUGGUUUCAACAUAAGGAUUUCCUCAAGUUUGUCAAAGAAGCUUGGGAUUCCUUUCAGGUACGUGGGAAGAAAUAUUUUGUGGUUAUGGAGAAAUUUAGACUCUUGAAGGCGAAACUUAGGUGGUGGAAUGUCAAUGUUUUCGGUUGGGUGGACCUAAAAAUUGAUAAGGGAGUGGAUACUUUGAAUGAAUUAGAAACUGAAUUGAUUCGAUCUGGGGGGCUGCUGAGUGAAGAAGAGGCGGAAAAAAGAAGAGACUCUGUUGAAACAAUCUGGAACAAUUUACAUUUGAAAGAGAGCAUGAUCAAACAAAAGGCUAGGCAGAAUUGGAUUCAGGAGGGAGAUUUAAAUACCAAAUUUUUUCAUGUGUCCUUAAAGGCUAGAAACCGUAGGAAUGCCAUAACAUCGAUACACACAGGUCAUGGUACUUUGGAGGAUGUAGGGGAGGUCAAGGAGGAUAUCAAAAUCCGAUUUUCAAAUAGAUUCCGUGCAGAAGAAGUUUUGAGACCUAGUUUGAACAACUUGGAGUUUAGGAGAUUAUCUGAUGUUGAUAGUGUGGAUCUGGAGGAAAUGUUUUCUAGGGAGGAAAUUAAGGAGGCCAUCUUCGAGAGUGAAGGAGACAAAAGUCCGGGACCGGACGGUUUCAAUUUGGAAUUCAUCAAGAAAUGCUGGAGCAUUGUAGGGGAAGAUUCAUACAGGAAUUUCACAAACUAG